This is a messenger RNA of Solanum dulcamara, 1407 nucleotides long. RefSeq lists its product as uncharacterized. Gene Ontology annotation, molecular function: nucleic acid binding. Lineage: Eukaryota; Viridiplantae; Streptophyta; Magnoliopsida; Solanales; Solanaceae. The coding region runs from base 1 to 1407 and encodes 468 amino acids. The transcript is spliced from 2 exons. The record is from RefSeq and is a predicted model, not a curated record.
AUGAUUUCUCUAGAAGAAGAGUACAACUUGGGAGAAACCAUCGCGCCUGUCUGGAACGUCGAAGAAGCUGCCACUGCAUCUCCAGUGCAACCUAUUAUCACUGUUCAGCUAAGGGAACCUCUUACUGUCCAAACAUAUCUCCCGAGAGUUGUAGUAACCACUACAGUUGCUAGAAAGGCUGAGUUUGACACCAAAGGAGUCCCAGGGGAUUAUAAAACAGAAGCCAAGGGCAAGAUGAUUGACGCCGCUGUGGCUCAUGGAAUGACUAGGUCGGGAAGGUGCUAUGCUCAAGAGGAUCUGAAUCGAGGAGUUCUUGGGAAGGAACCGAAUCCCAAAAAGAAUAUUACCGAUGCUGAAGUCACGGAAUUUUGGAGGAAGAUGCAGCCAAAAGACUAUUCAGUCGAAGAGCAACUGAAGAAGACAUCGGCUCAUAUAUCCAUAAUGUCUUUACUAAUGAGUUAUGAGGCUCAUAGGAAUGAUUUGAUGGAGGUGUUAAAUGGGCUACCAACGGAAGGGACUGGACACAACAAAGCACUUCAUAUCGUGGUCAAAUGUCGUGAUAAGAUUGUGACCCGAGUUCUGAUUGAUGGCGGUUCUGGAUGUAACAUCUGCCCUUUCACAACUCUGAGAGUUUUAGGCUUGAAUAUGGGAGAUAUAGAGGAAAGUCGUGUAAAGGUGAGAGCUUUUGAUGGAGCACAGAGAAGCGUCAUUGGAGAAAUCCAUCUCACAUUGCAAGUGGGACCAGCAGAAUUCCUUGUUUUAUUUCAAGUGAUGGAUGUGUCAUCGAACUACAACCUGCUGCUGGGAAGACCAUGGGUCCAUAUGGCAAAAGCAGUUCCUUCAACUCUUCAUCAAUGUGUAAAGUUUGAGUGGAGUCACGCAGAAGUUACUGUUCAUGGAGAGCUCAAUCACCCCAUCUAUUCUGUCAAUUCUGUUCUAGUAACUGAAGAAUUAGAUGGAGCCACUUUUCACACUUUAGAAAUCAUGCAAGCUGUGAGGGUUGACAAGAAGUUAGAGUCGGUUGGUGUGAAAUUGUUAGGGGCAGCGAAGAUGGUCGCAGCAGAGAUGUUGAAAUACGGGUAUCAACCUAAGACAGGACUUGGACCCAGGGCCAAUGGCAUAGUUGAACCCAUCCAGCUGAAGCAUCAGAAAGGUACCACUGGACUCAGAUAUGGAUCUACAUCGGGACGAGUCCACAACAGGGGAUCUAUCAAGAUAACGUUUGUACUAGAGCAAGUUCCGAUUCUAGAUCACAUAUCUGACGAUGACAUAGUGGAAGGAAUAGGAAAUUUGUUCGUGGCCAUGAUUGGAGAAGAGGAAGAGAUAGAUCUCCGCAAAUUGAGCAUCCGUGAUUCCAAGCCUGGAGAAAGCUUACAGAAUUGGACCAUCAGUCCGUCCCUGUUUUGA